Apis dorsata (giant honeybee) is the source of this 3532-nucleotide messenger RNA. Its product is annotated as gastrula zinc finger protein XlCGF58.1-like. Bases 197 to 2278 code for a protein of 693 amino acids. Gene Ontology annotation, cellular component: nucleus. The record is from RefSeq and is a predicted model, not a curated record. The transcript has 7 exons. Gene Ontology annotation, molecular function: RNA polymerase II transcription regulatory region sequence-specific DNA binding; DNA-binding transcription factor activity, RNA polymerase II-specific. NCBI's taxonomy places the organism in Eukaryota, Metazoa, Arthropoda, Insecta, Hymenoptera, Apidae. Gene Ontology annotation, biological process: regulation of transcription by RNA polymerase II.
UAAAUUCCGCGGUAUCACGUGAUACAAGAUGGUGGAAUAUCACGGGUCUCAUGGAUAAUGUAUUAAAAUUUGACGUUUAUGUCAUUUUUUCAGUAUUCUUGUUCAUCACUUGACUUAAAUUCUCUGCUCGCAAAAUGUUACUACUAAUUUAAAUAUCAAGUACUUUUACGAUAUGAUUUAAUUAAAUAUAAUCACCAUGAAUGAAAGAAGUAUUGAAGAUUCUUCAUAUUUAAGUUAUGAAAUAAAUGGCACUAGAUAUAUUUUACAAACUAUAUCAGAUCCAGCUAUAGAUAUAACAAAAACUGCAUCAACUAAUCAAGAACAAAGUACAAUAAAUAUUAUAGAUGAAUCACAAGUAGCAAAAGAGGAUGAAUCAAUUUCUUUAAUUUGCUUAGAUGGUCAGGUUUACGCAUUUCAAAAUGGAGAAUUACAAGAAUUAGAUUUUAAUCAAAUAAUAGAUGAAAAUGAAUCUCAAAAUAAAACAGUGUUAUUGGCUAAAGAAGAUGUUAAUUGUGAAUCACAGUUUAUUACUAAUGAAGGAUUAGUAAUUGAAAAUAUUGAUGAACAUUCUCAAGAACAAUAUGAAAUUAUCGUGGGACAGAAUGAAAAGAAUUUGAUUAUGGAAAAACAUAAUGUAAAUGCUAAUGAUUUUGUAGAAGUUGUAACAGCAUUCAAAUGUAAAAUCUGUACUUAUACUACUCAAGACAAAACACAAUUAUUACAUCACUUUCAAAAAACACAUGUAAAUCCUAAAAUGGAUAUAGAAGUAAAAGAAGAAUCUAAAAAUAUUGAUGAAGUAAAAUUAUUAUAUAUGUGUGGAGAAUGUUCUAAUUGCUUUCCUUCUAUUGAAGAUUGUAAAGAGCAUAUGAUAAAUGAUCAUCAAUUAACAGACACAGGUGCCAAUAAAGGUGGUAAAGAAAAUAUAACAGAUGAUUCAAAAGAUUCUGGAUUAUUAGAGUGUAUAGGACAGAGUGUUGAAAAUAAUGAUAUAAAACGUCAAGUUAAGAUUCAAAAACCUUUAAAUUCUGAAUAUAUGCUCAAUAAAAAAAUGAUUGAAUUAAUGGAAAGAAAUAUAAAGUGUUCAUAUCGAGGAUGUCCAUAUAAAUUUUCUACAGAAGAAACAAUGCAGCAACAUGCACUUUGUCAUACAGAAUCACAAAACGGAACAGCAUUUAAAUGUACCGUUUGCCGUGAUAUGAAAUUUACCAAGUGGAGACAAUGCAGCUUACAUUUAUGGAAAAAACAUCAAAUUGAUAUAGGUUUAUUUACUUGUAAAAUAUGUAAAGCAUAUAAAAGUGCUACAAUGGUGAAACUUUUAACUCACAUGCGUGUCCAUAGUGAGACUCGUGAGUAUGAAUGUUCGGAAUGUGGUAAAUGUUUUAAACAAGCCAGUCAAUUGCGUAAUCAUAGAGUUAUGCAUUUGGAUCGUAAAACAUUGGAAGUAACUCGGUGGUACACAUCGAAAAAAUGUGAUAUGUGUGGAAAAACUUAUGCAAAUUCCAAAUGUUUAAAAAGUCAUAUUCAAGCAGUACAUUCAAAACUACGACCUUAUGUUUGUAAUGUUUGUGGGCAUUCUAGUGCUAGGAAAGCAAUGUUGCAAAUGCAUUUACGGCAACAUACUGGCGAUAAACCAUUUAGUUGUGAACUUUGUGAAUAUAAAACUGGAGAUCACAAUACGUUGCGACGUCAUAUUAUGCAACAUACAGGUUUUAGACCUUAUAAAUGUCCUCAUUGUUCUUAUACUGCAAUACAAAGUAGUAGUUAUAAAAAUCAUUUAAAAUCUAGACAUCCCUUAUUGUCUGGUUUAUUUACAUGUGAUCUUUGUCCUUUUAAAACUGUUAAAAAUCAAAGUUAUAUACAACAUGUAAGAGAUCACGAAAAAGGAUUAAUCAAAGCAAAUAUGCAAAAGAAAGAUAGCGAAAAUGUUGAAGUUUUUCCUGGUAAUAUCGCAGCGGCACAAUUAAUUUAUAGUUGCUUAGGUGCCUUUUCAAAAGUGGGAGAUACUUUAGAAGCAAAUUUAAUGUCUUCCUCAACAUCUGCAGAUGGUACAUCACAAACAAUUACAAUACAAAUACCAUCAAAACAUCUUGAAGGUUCACUGCCAACAAGAGAAAAUGAAACUAAAAAUAAUUCAACAAUUGAACAAGAAGAUGAAGAAACAAUGCAUUGUUUUUUAAAAAUUCCAAGGGAAGAAGAAGAAAGUAUAGAUACUGGUGGUAUAACUAUUCCUGCAGAACCUGAAGAAUCGGGUGCAACAACAAUUAAUGUUGAUACAUGAAAAUAUAAACUAUAUUAAGAAAAAUGUUUCUAUACAUUUAAAACAAACCAGAAAUUUAUACUUCAAAAAUAAUUGAAGAAAUGCUAGUCACGCGUUACUUAGAAGGUAUGAGAAUCAACUUGUUCUUUCUUAAAGAAAUGCUAGAAUUAAUGUAUUAAUUUUUUAAAUCAUAAUUGUGAUACUAUUUUUGGAAUUGUAUAUUAUAUCUGCAAAAACAAACUUAAUAAUUCGAAUGUUUUGUUUAAAAAAAUUAAAUUUUGUACAUUAUUUUAAAGAAAUGGAAGCAUGUAUAUUUUCAAUCAAUUAAUCGCAAUUGAUGAUUCUAUGUUCAUAUUUGUUCAAAAAAAGCUUUAUUUUGCUCUAAAAUAAGUUUUUAUAGUUGAAGAAAGAAACUAAUUUUGAGAUUUUUUAUUUUAAAUUUUAUUAUGAAUAUAAUUUAUUAUAUAUUAAAACACAUUUAAGAUUUUGAAUGUAUUUAUUGAUAAUUAAUAGGAAAUUAGUAGAAGUGUACAUAAAAAUUGUAAAAUAAUAAUCUGGAAACCGUUAUAUAAAAUGUAAAUUACAAUGUUUCGUAUAGUUUACAAUAUGAUUAAAAUAAUAUUUUACAUGAUGGACUAAAGAAAAAUUCUCUAGUCUUUUUGACUUAAUUAAUCAUCAGGUAAAAAUAAUACUUAUUGCUAUGGAAGAUUGAAUUUAUGAUUUUUUUAAAAGAUUUUACAUAUUAAUUAUUGGAUUUCACAAAUAUGUCUCACAAAUUGAAAUUUGGGUAUCAAUUUGCUUAAGUGCGAGAUUUGUGAAAAUGGUAACUAAUGUGUCAUAUAAACAUAUUUUUUAAAAAUCCAAUAGAAAGUUUAAAAUAGCUAAGUAAAUUAUAGUAUAUAACGGCGUUUUAUAUGCAUUUUGUAAAAAAAAAAUGUGAAAUGAAAUAAAAAAUACUGCUUUCCAGAAUAGCCUAAGCAAAUUGAUACGAGUUAUUAUUUACAGCUAAUUAUCCAUAAAAUGUGAGAAGCUCCUUUUUUUAAGCAGCUGUUACGGAUCUUCUCGUAAAUUACACAUCAUAUCACAACUAACAAUCCCUGGGCAGUUCGCCAUAAUAUGCCGUUAAAGCUAUUAACUUUUUGUCCAGAAAGUUCUGCUCCACUUCUACACCACCACCUACUCCGGCUAACAUGGCAAGCUGUAAAUUUGUAUAUGUGUAUAAAAAACAAAGCAAUUAUUGUAGAAUAUAUUAUAAAAUAAUAUAGAAUAUCGAAA